CAAGCGGACUUCCGGGGCUGGCCCCCGGGGAGGUCGGCGGCGGCGCCGCAGUCGUGGAGAGGCAGUAGGAGCGUGAGCGGCCACAAGCGACGCAAGUACCUCACCGAGCUCACCUCUCGUCUCGCGCUUCUCUCCUAGUCGCGUGCUGCCUCCCGCCGGCGGCUCCUCCCGAGGAGAGUUUUCGCCGCGGUUACUGAAAAGAGACUGUGGCCACCCCGCUCCGUGGCCAAGUGAGGCUGCCUGUCGCACCGCGUCGCCCCCUGCGCCGCCGCCUUGCCCCCAGUGGCAGGCGCCCUUCUCGCUCGAAGCACUCCCCCCAGCUCCAUGAAUGGAAAUCGGCUCCGCAGGACCCGUUGGGGCCCAGCCCCUACUCAUGGUGCCCAGAAGACCUGGCUAUGGCACCAUGGGCAAACCCAUUAAAUUGCUGGCUAACUGUUUUCAAGUUGAAAUCCCAAAGAUUGAUGUCUACCUCUAUGAGGUAGAUAUUAAACCAGACAAGUGUCCUAGGAGAGUGAACAGGGAGGUGGUUGACUCAAUGGUUCAGCAUUUUAAAGUAACUAUAUUUGGGGACCGUAGGCCAGUUUAUGAUGGAAAAAGAAGCCUUUACACAGCCAAUCCACUUCCUGUGGCAACUACUGGGGUAGAUUUAGAUGUUACUCUCCCUGGGGAAGGUGGAAAAGAUCGACCUUUCAAGGUGUCAAUCAAGUUUGUCUCUCGGGUGAGUUGGCACCUACUACAUGAAGUACUGACAGGACGGACCUUGCCUGAGCCACUGGAAUUAGACAAGCCAAUCAGCACUAAUCCUGUCCAUGCCGUUGAUGUGGUGCUACGACAUCUGCCCUCCAUGAAAUAUACACCUGUGGGGCGUUCAUUUUUCUCGGCUCCAGAAGGAUAUGACCACCCUCUGGGAGGGGGCAGGGAGGUAUGGUUUGGAUUCCAUCAAUCUGUUCGUCCUGCCAUGUGGAAAAUGAUGCUUAAUAUUGAUGUUUCUGCCACUGCCUUCUACAAAGCACAACCUGUAAUUCAGUUCAUGUGUGAAGUUCUUGACAUUCAUAAUAUUGAUGAGCAACCAAGACCUCUGACUGAUUCUCAUCGGGUAAAAUUCACCAAAGAGAUAAAAGGUCUGAAGGUUGAAGUGACUCAUUGUGGAACAAUGAGACGGAAAUACCGUGUUUGUAAUGUAACAAGAAGGCCUGCCAGUCAUCAAACCUUUCCUUUGCAGUUAGAAAAUGGCCAAACUGUGGAGAGAACAGUAGCACAGUAUUUCAGAGAAAAGUAUACUCUUCAACUGAAGUACCCACACCUUCCCUGUCUGCAAGUGGGGCAAGAGCAAAAACAUACAUAUCUGCCACUAGAAGUCUGUAAUAUUGUGGCAGGGCAACGAUGUAUCAAGAAGCUAACGGACAAUCAGACUUCCACUAUGAUCAAAGCAACAGCAAGAUCUGCACCAGAUAGACAAGACGAAAUUAGUAGAUUGGUAAGAAGUGCAAAUUAUGAAACAGAUCCAUUUGUUCAGGAGUUUCAAUUUAAAGUUCGGGAUGAAAUGGCCCAUGUAACUGGACGCGUACUUCCAGCACCUAUGCUCCAGUAUGGAGGACGGAAUCGAACAGUAGCAACACCAAGCCAUGGAGUAUGGGACAUGCGAGGGAAACAGUUCCACACAGGAGUUGAAAUCAAAAUGUGGGCUAUCGCUUGUUUUGCCACACAGAGGCAGUGCAGAGAAGAAAUACUGAAGGGUUUUACGGACCAGUUGCGUAAGAUUUCUAAAGAUGCAGGGAUGCCCAUCCAGGGCCAGCCUUGCUUUUGCAAAUAUGCGCAGGGGGCAGACAGCGUGGAGCCCAUGUUCCGGCAUCUCAAGAACACAUACUCUGGACUACAGCUCAUUAUUGUCAUCUUGCCAGGGAAGACGCCAGUAUAUGCGGAAGUGAAACGUGUAGGAGAUACACUUUUGGGUAUGGCUACACAGUGUGUUCAAGUCAAGAAUGUAAUAAAAACAUCCCCUCAAACUCUCUCAAAUCUGUGCCUAAAGAUAAAUGUUAAACUCGGAGGGAUCAAUAAUAUUCUUGUACCUCAUCAAAGAGUCAUGCCUCUGUAUCCUGGAGGAAUUGGUUACAGGACCCCAGUAGAUACCAAAACCGUUGUAGGUAGUAUGGAUGCCCACCCAAGCAGAUACUGUGCUACAGUACGAGUUCAGAGACCCCGACAGGAGAUCAUCCAGGACUUGGCCUCCAUGGUCCGAGAACUUCUCAUUCAAUUUUAUAAGUCAACUCGGUUCAAACCUACUCGUAUCAUCUUUUAUCGGGAUGGUGUUUCAGAGGGACAAUUUAGGCAGGUAUUAUAUUAUGAACUACUAGCAAUUCGAGAAGCCUGCAUCAGUUUGGAGAAGGACUAUCAACCUGGAAUAACCUACAUUGUAGUUCAGAAGAGACAUCACACUCGAUUAUUUUGUGCUGAUCGGACAGAAAGGGUUGGAAGAAGUGGCAAUAUCCCAGCUGGAACAACAGUUGAUACAGACAUUACACACCCAUAUGAGUUUGAUUUUUACCUCUGUAGUCAUGCUGGAAUACAGGGUACCAGCCGUCCUUCACACUACCAUGUUUUAUGGGAUGAUAACUGCUUUACUGCAGAUGAACUUCAGCUGCUAACCUACCAGCUCUGCCACACUUAUGUACGCUGUACACGAUCUGUUUCUAUACCUGCACCAGCGUAUUAUGCUCACCUGGUGGCAUUCAGAGCCAGAUAUCAUCUCGUAGACAAAGAACAUGACAGUGCUGAAGGAAGUCACGUUUCAGGACAGAGCAAUGGGCGAGAUCCACAAGCUCUUGCCAAGGCUGUACAGAUUCACCAAGAUACCUUACGCACAAUGUACUUUGCUUAAAAAGUUCAAGAAUAUUCUCUGAGAUGAACAAUUGAAAGAUGAAUUGACAUACACCGUAUGUUUCCAGUGGAGUCCAUUGAGUGGGGAUGCCUCCAGCCAUACAGAAACCAACACUGUGGGGACCAGGGUCUGAUUUUUAUGUUGAUACAAGGAAGAUUGUUUACUUUAUCAAGGGACACAGCACCAUUAUGCAAUAUGAAACCAGCCAACUGCUUUUUUGUGCGGUCUCCUGU
Messenger RNA from Myotis davidii, 3111 nucleotides. RefSeq names its product argonaute 3, RISC catalytic component (gene AGO3). Bases 329 to 2878 code for a protein of 849 amino acids. The transcript is spliced from 19 exons. Gene Ontology annotation, molecular function: protein binding; RNA binding. Gene Ontology annotation, biological process: regulation of stem cell proliferation; regulatory ncRNA-mediated gene silencing. The record is from RefSeq and is a predicted model, not a curated record. NCBI's taxonomy places the organism in Eukaryota, Metazoa, Chordata, Mammalia, Chiroptera, Vespertilionidae.